AUGAGUACAUGGCAACAAAUCGGCUAUCUGGUUAAAAAAAAUUUGUUGAUCAGUGUGAGAAACAAAGAGUUCCUCGUUGAGUCUAUUUUACCAAUUGUUGUGGCAGCAAUGCUUUCAUUAAAAGCUCAAAUAUAAGCUAUUUAGUAAUUGAUGCCUUUGCUAUAUUGUCUUGCAUUGAAUUCUACAUAAAGAUCUAUGAUGAUUAAGCUGGUAGAAGAGAAAAGUAAAAGGUAUAAAGAAUUAUAGAAAAUUAUGGGCAUGAAAGAUAACGCAUAUCUUUUCGGUUGGUUAAUAACUGGUUAUAUAAGAAUUGCAAUUGUAAGUGUACUUAAUAUAUUCUAGUCAUUAAUAAUAUUUGAAGUCUGCUGGUAUGUGUGUAACAUUAUAUUUAAUAUUGAAUGGGAUGAAGAAUUUCAUGUAUCUUUUCUAUCUAUGUUGUGGCCAUACGUAUUAUUUGCUUUCGCCGCUAUGAAUUAGAAUUUUUUUUUAUCCAGUUUGUUCAAUGAAGUUAAAAUUGCUGGAGAGAUGCAAUCAUUUAUUUAGGUGGCUUUCACUUUUUUCAUAUAUUUCUCUUUUGUAGCUAAAUUGGCUAACAAGACGAUAUUUUACAUUAUUUUGACUCUCAUAAGUCCAUAAUGUGGAAUAGCCUUCUCAUAUAUAUCAGCAAUCAAUAGUUCAAGUGGUAAUGACUUAACGAAAUUGAAUUUAUUCCCUACUGAUAUCAUAAGUAGUACAUAUCCAACUUAGAUGGCUGGAAUCCAACUGGGAGUUUAACUAGUUGCAUAUUUUAUAUUGUUUUUAUAUUGUGAAUAGGUAGUUCCAAAUGAAUAUGGAAUAGCUAAGCACCCAUUAUUUAUAUUUGGAGUCUCUUCUCAGAAAAAAGCAAAAGUCAGAUAAAUUGACCCUGAAGCUAAUUUGGCACUUAACAAUAGUGAUACUCCUUUAAGUUCUGCUAUGUACACAGAGGAAAUAAAAAUGAAUAAAUCACCAAGCAUAACAAUUUAGAACUUGUUGAAAAAGUUUGGAGAUUUGAAUGCUGUAAAUAAUUUGAGUCUCGCUUUAUAUGAAUCCCAAAUAUUCUGUUUACUUGGACAUAAUGGAGCUGGCAAGACUACAGCCAUUAGUCUAUUGACAGGAAUGAUUCAAAAAACUUCAGGUUAAGUGACCAUGUAUGGGAUGAAUUUGGACAGACAGUUAUCUGAUAUAAGAAAAUCAUUAGGAUUAUGUACUUAGAAAGAUUGUUUGUACAAUGAAUUAACAGUGAAGGAACAUUUACUAUUCAUCAGUGGUAUCAAGGGAAGAAUUGACAAAGAGGAAAUGAUCCUUAUUAUGAAGACAACUGAAUUAUUAGAUGAAUAAGAUAAAUAAGUGUAAGAACUUUCAGGAGGUUCAAAAAGAAAAUUAUCUUUGGCUAUGAGUUUGGUUGGAGAUUCAAAAAUCAUAUUUUUAGAUGAACCAACUUCAGGGAUGGAUGCUUAUGCGAGAAGAUCAAUUUGGAAUAUUUUAGAGAGGAUUAGAGAAGAUAAGAGAACUAUCAUAUUGACUACACAUCAUCUAGAUGAAGCAGAAAUACUAGCUAAUAGAAUUGGAAUAAUGUCAAAAGGUCAAUUAUUAGCAGUAGGAUCAUCGGAUUACAUAAAAAGGAAAUUUGGGGAAGGAUAUAAUUUAAAAUUAUCAUUCGAUGAUGCAAAUCUAAGAAACACAAUCUAAGAGAAGGUUUAUUAAAUGGUUCCUAAUAGCUAUUUAGAAUCAGAACACUCUAAUAAUAAUAAACUUGUAUUCAAUAUUCCAUUUUCAUCUAAAGGCAAAUUAAGUGAUUUAUUUUAUAAUUUGGAAUCGUUAGAUGUUAAAAUUGGUUUAGAGAUGAAAACCUUGGAGGAUGCCUUUGUAAAAAUUGGACUUGAGGAUGAAAAGACCCACUUGAAUGAUGCCAGAAAGAGUGAAAUCAAAAUUGCUAAAUAAAGUAUGGGAAUUCCAGAGAAUACCGAAGACGCAGAAGAAUUUGAAAAGGAAUAUUAAGAUAUCCUAGAAGAAGGGUAAAACGCUGAAGAUGACCAUAAUGUCACAGAGUUUCAUUAGGAAAAACAACUACUUUAAGAUGUCCCAGAAUGCUUAAAAAAUGAACCUACUUAUAAAUUUUCAUCACAAUUACUAGCUAUCUUUUUAAGAAGAUACUAUACUGUGAUCAGAACUAGCACUAAUUACUUCUCCAUCAUAAUCCCAAUGAUUACUUUUGUUUUAGGUAUGAGUACAGUAGCUGGUGUAGAUUUUGAUGAAUUAUUACAUAAUGUAUUCCCUGAUAUGGACAUUGAAAAUUUAUCAGAAGCUGUAGAAUUUUUUAAGAUUUCAUUGCUUGCUAGUUGCAGUGUGUUGGCAUUUUGUUUUAAUGCAACUGUCUACAUAUCAUAACCAGUCUUAGAGAAAGAGACUUACUUAAAGUAAGCCUUAAUAGGAAUGGGAUGCAGAUCUUUUCCGUACUGGUUUGGUACUUUAAUCUUUGACUAUAUGGUAUACUUAUGUUACGUAGCCUUAUUUUAUAUCAUUUCGGCCUUAUUGAAAUUAGAUAUAGCAUUUAAAUAUUGGAUGACAGGAUUAUCAUGUUACUUACUCUUUGGGUUCAGUUAUAUUCUCUUUGCUUAUCUGAUGGGAUUUUUGUUUAAAACUCUGGAGAACGCAUUAAAAUUAUAUGCAAUGUUUUGCUUUUUUGCUAACUUUUGUGUUCCUUUUAUUGUAAUAGCUUUUGUUGAUUUCUUUUAUUAGGAGUUCAAUAAUGAAAUUGCCAAAUAAUUCAUAUAUAUAUUUUAAGUGCUCUUUGUAGUUGUAUCUCCAUUUUAUGCCUUUUUUGAAGCUUGCACAUUUUUAGCAGAUAAUUUUUAAAAAAUUUAUGAUUUAAAUCUAUACUCUACUCCAUAACUAAUUCAAAGAACUUAUAUAUUCCAAUUAAUCUUACUUGGGUAAAUCAUCAUUCAAAUAUUAAUCCUUUAUCUAAUCGAAUCAAAAAGUCUAACUGUCCCAAGAGGCAACUCAAAUUAAAAACCAUUAACAGAUCAAUUAGAAUAAGAAGUCCUAGAAGAAAGAACUAGAAUUCAAAAAUCUAAAAAAUACGACCCCAUAGUUUGCAAAUUUUUAGAAAAGGAAUACAUUAAGGAUAAACCAACAUUAUAACAGUUAACAUUUGGCGUUAAGAAGGGCGAGAUAUUUGGAAUUAUAGGUCCCAAUGGUGCAGGUAAGUCUACACUUAUCAACGUAUUUACUGGAAUCAACUCUCCCACUAAAGGACUUGCUUUAAUAAAGGGAGUCGAACCUAAUCAACGCAAUCAAAAGGUUAUGUAACAUGUAGGCAUUUGCCCAUAAUUUGAUUGUAUUUGGGAGAAUCUAACCCCAAUAGAGCAUUUACAACUCUUUGGUAGAAUCAAAGGAUUAUCUGGAUAGGAUCUUUCAUAAGCAGUGAAGUACUUUAUCAAGACUAUGUAAUUGAACUUAUUUGUAAAGACAAAGGCAGGGUAAUUAAGUGGAGGAAAUAAGAGAAAACUCUGUGUUGCAGAUGCCUUGAUAGGAGGAAGUGACAUUACCUUUUUUGAUGAACCCAGUACAGGAGUCGAUCCUAUCUCAAGGAGAUUUCUCUUUAAUACUCUUUAGAGAAAUAUUCGAUUGAGAAAUUGUUCUGCUAUUAUGACUACUCACACAAUUGAAGAGGCUGAAAGCUUAAGUCAACGCUUGGGAAUUCUAAUUGCUGGACAAUUUAAAUGUUUAGGAACUCCAUAGUACCUUAGACAAAAAUAUAGCAAAGGAUAUCAAAUUGAGAUUAAGCAUAACAAUAAUGAACAGACCUAAGAUAUAGCUGAGUCAGUUGCUAAAAUGUUUCCAAACUCAUAAAUGAUGGAAGAUAAAAGGACUGGAUUCAUGACCUUUAAGUUUGAUGAUGAAGAUUUCAGUUUUUAUAGAACAUUCUAAUAUUUUGAAACGCUGAUAAAAGAGAUGCUAAUUGAAGAUUUUCAAAUUAAUGAAAAUUCACUUGAGCAUAUAUUUAUUCAUUUGAGUAAGAUCUAAUAGGAGAUUAAUGAGAAAGAGGGUUUAGUAUAUGAUUGA
Molecule: messenger RNA, 4089 nt
Organism: Paramecium tetraurelia
Lineage: Eukaryota; Ciliophora; Oligohymenophorea; Peniculida; Parameciidae
Exons: 6
Biological process (GO): lipid transport; transmembrane transport
Cellular component (GO): intracellular membrane-bounded organelle; membrane
Molecular function (GO): ATP binding; ABC-type transporter activity; lipid carrier activity
Source: RefSeq, a predicted model, not a curated record